Lindgomyces ingoldianus is the source of this 1782-nucleotide messenger RNA. RefSeq lists its product as uncharacterized. The transcript is spliced from 21 exons. Bases 1 to 1782 code for a protein of 593 amino acids. The record is from RefSeq and is a predicted model, not a curated record. NCBI's taxonomy places the organism in Eukaryota, Fungi, Ascomycota, Dothideomycetes, Pleosporales, Lindgomycetaceae.
AUGGCUAUCCCUUCGCGACCGCAAUUGUUUUUUGGAGAACCUGCACCAAGGUCAGCCUCACACACAAAAAUGACAAAGUUAACUUUUGAGCUUUUUCCAAUGUUCUUUUAUCCCCUGGUGAGCCAUUCCCCCCGAGCCCUCAUGCGAUUUCUGGAUCGUAGUCUGAGUUAUCAUUACAAAGAAGCAGAAAAAGGGGAAGGAUGCAGCGCAAGAAUAAGCGCCAGUUCCAUACUUAUGGAGCGACAGCUAGUUGUCACUGUAUAUUUGGGCAUCACUAGAUGGCUUAUCUACGGAAAAGCUUGCAAAUUCUAUAAAUCUUGGAAACUAAAGUUUAUAAUUUGGUCCGUGCGGACAUUUCGUAAUCUGCGCCGGGAGUUGGGGCGCGGCAGUGUAGUGCUGAGUACAGGUUUGAGAAAGACGAUUUUCGAGGCAUUGCAUGGUAAAAUUAGCCGUUGCCAUCGGCUAGCCCCGGGUUCGAUUCCCGGCCGAUGCAUUAUAUUCAAAUUCAUUUUUGCCUUUCUUUUGUCUCGGUGCGAUAAUAGAAUUCGAUUCUACCUGGCACCACCUGAGGUCACCUUCUUACUGCAUAUCGACACACGCAGCAGACAAGAAAGAAGACAGCGUCCUCCUAACGCUUUAACGGACUACUUCAAUCGGGAAAUUAUCAAAAAGAGUUUAAAAUCACAUUCAACUGGAGGAACGACUUAUCAGACGAUCACGAAUCAGCAACCUAAUUCUGCAUCACAAGGUAGCUUUCCCAUUUUGCUUGCCGUCUCUACAGUCGUUCCCAGGUGUUACAUUUCUAAUGGGCUGAAGCGGCGAACCCCAUUUAAUGCAUGCAUGUACUCAUUCUGUCUCGUUGAGCAGGCGCCUGUACAACCUUCCGAAUUUCAGGUGUCUCCCUCUCGCCUCCUCAUUCAAGAUUACUUUAUUCUCACAACAACAACCAUCUCCUCAUGUGGGAUCUGUUUUAUCGUCAAAAUAAUCGAAAUGGAAGCAUUUACAGCCCCAAAGAAACCCGCGAGCCAGCCAAUGGUCAUCCGAUGGAAACAGAAAAGUUUCGAAGUCUGGCAAAGUGUGCCUCAAGAUGUCUACAAACCCACUAAUGCGAGACUAGCAGACGACAAGGAAUUGCAAGACUGCACCAGACUGCACCAGACUCACUCGAAUCAAUACUUAGCCGGCGUAGAUAAUUUGAAAGUCCAGAGAAAUGGGGAACAUUUGGAAGAAUCACACUAUAUAAUGGAUAAGAUGGACGGUCCAACUACGAUGCAUACCGUCACUGUAAUGACGGGGCUCCACGCUGCUCCGCAAUCGCAACCAAAAAGGUACGAAGAAUCAACCAACGGCAGAUUCAUGUGUAGGAUAGUAUAUAUUCCUAAAAAAGUGAGUCAAAACUUAACAAACAAGAUGAACGAGCUCCUAGGCAAGAUCAGAGAUAUGCAUAUAGGGAGUUAUAUCGACAAAGGCCCCGAAGGACAAGUGCCAAUCGACCGGAAAGACGACGUAAGGGAUGACCCGCCAAUGCAGACCCAAUUACUAACGAGCGAGAAGUUCUUCAUUGAAACAUUUUCUCACCCCUUAGGCUGGCGACAGAAUAUUGGUCAUCAUCAACUACUUCUUCUAGAAGCCAAGAGAUUUCCUCAAGAAGUGUCUCAAAGGUAUAAUGCGAUCAGCUUAGCUUCCCUUCAUGAAGGGCGGAUUCCCGCGUUAGGACGUUUUAUUCUCAUCGACGGCUGCAAUGAAUUCAAACUCAAUGAUCCAACGAAGCUAAGCUCAUAA